This is a messenger RNA of Prunus armeniaca (apricot), 870 nucleotides long. The record is from the annotation of a GenBank genome assembly. NCBI's taxonomy places the organism in Eukaryota, Viridiplantae, Streptophyta, Magnoliopsida, Rosales, Rosaceae.
AUGAGUUUCCAAGAUCUUGAGGCUGCUACUCCGCAGCAACAACGACAACCCAUUUACUCGAAUUCAAUUCAGAAGCAAAGACAACGAGCAGCAUAUCAAUAUCAAUAUCAAGAUCAAGAUCAAAGUCAAAAUCUUUACGAGCCUUCUCAGGCUGUGUCUGCUGGGAUUUUCCAAAUCAAUACCGCCGUCUCCUCCUUUUUCCGCCUAGUCAAUUCCCUCGGCACCCCUAGAGACACCCUUCAACUCCGUGACAAGCUGCAUAAGUCACGGGCACAUAUUGGGGAGUUGGUGAAAGAUACUUCAGCCAAACUUAAGCAAGCCAGUGAAAAUGAUCAGCAUGCCCAAGUUAGUGUUGUCAAGAAGAUUGCUGAUGCUAAGCUUGCAAAGGAUUUCCAGGCGGUUCUUAAAGAAUUUCAGAAGGCUCAGAGGCUUGCAGCUGAAAGGGAAACAACAUUUGCUCCUUUUGUUCCCAAAGACGUUCUGCCAUCCAGUUAUCUUGCCCAUGAGCAGGAGAUGAGUUCAACUACAAGUUCCAAACAGCAAGCUCUUCUGCUAGAAUCAAGAAGACAAGAGGUUUUACUGGCGGACAAUGAGAUCGCAUUCAAUGAAGCUAUUAUUGAAGAAAGGGAGCAAGGGAUCCAAGAAAUUCAACAACAGAUCAGUGAGGUUAAUGAGAUUUUCAAAGAUCUAGCUGUCCUGGUCCAUGAUCAAGGAGCUAUAAUCGAUGAUAUUGGCUCUAACAUUGAGAACUCUCAUACUGCAACUGUGCAAGCCACCUCCCAACUUGUGAAAGCAUCUAAGAUCCAAAGAUCUAAUUCAUCUCUGGAACACAAUUUCACCUUAAGUUUAGCUGGAUUGAUUCAUCUGUGA